AUGAAGGCCUCUUAUUGUGUCGACUAUCUAUCACAUCAAUGGACAGCGGAUGAUUUAAUUCAGACCUACAAAGAAACUCGUAAACAGCGUCAAAAGUACAUUGUAGAUAACAUCACAUCUACAACUUCGCUGCUCACAAGAAACGAAAGAAAACUAAAAAAGUCAGAGCAAUACAAACACCAACGAUAUCAGAAUGCAUUAUGGAGGUCCAUGGCCAGAAACUGCACACAUCAAUUGAGUCAACCCAACAAAUUGAUUGAUCCAUCUACCGUCAGUUGGCAAAAGGAAUCUGACAUCACAUGGCUGUACGGACCAAUGUAUGAAGCGACCAGCCAAGAUCAAGAAAUCAAAGUGGAGAAAUUACCAAAUACUAUUUGUUCAUUAGAUACACCACAAUUGAGUGUACAAGCUGCUGACACCACAUCUGCUGUUGAUAUUGCAUGCCCUCUCCAAGGCUUAAAGCCUGUUUUGAAGAAGCAGAGUAACGUAACUCAACCGACUUGUUCCGAUCCAAUGCCCUAUUUCGAUCCAUGGUCAGGUUCUACAACACCUUUUACAAACACAAGUAGAAGUGGUCGCAGUAGCUUUAGCAGCAUAUCAAGCAGUAAAAGCAACAACAUCGGAGUGCAUUUCAAUCCUGAAAUUAUCGAGAUUGAAUACCAACCUGAAUACCCUGUGUCUCUCGAAACUUCCUCACAUUCUUCUCCACGUUUCAACCAUGAUUACUACUCAGUGGCGGAGGAAGAUGAAGAUUUGAAUGAUGACGAUGAUGGUGACAUUGAAGCGCUAUGGUCUCUACUCGUGCAAGCAAGUUUAUCACUGAAAUCAUCAACAUAUACCCGACUUUCGUUCAUUGCAAAAUGUAUUUCUUAUCACAAUUACCAAAAACAACACAAUCAGCAUUCAAAUCAUCAAUCAUUAUACCAAACAACAUCAUCAUCAUCCAACAAAAAUAUGCAAAUCAUUAUUUUAAUAGUUUCUAUGAUGAAGUCGAUGGUAUCCAUGACAACCACUUGGUUGCUAUGGCAAAGUCUAUCACCAUUAACAUGGAUUGCUAAAAGAGCAUCGUCCAAAUCUUCCUCGUCUUCUCAUGUUGCUGCUGGCCAGAGUAAACAACAACAUCCCAAAAAGCUCAUCUUAUCAUAA
Messenger RNA from Mucor velutinosus, 1146 nucleotides. RefSeq lists its product as uncharacterized. Bases 1 to 1146 code for a protein of 381 amino acids. The record is from RefSeq and is a predicted model, not a curated record. Lineage: Eukaryota; Fungi; Mucoromycota; Mucoromycetes; Mucorales; Mucoraceae. The transcript is spliced from 3 exons.